Molecule: messenger RNA, 2223 nt
Organism: Pipistrellus kuhlii (Kuhl's pipistrelle)
Lineage: Eukaryota; Metazoa; Chordata; Mammalia; Chiroptera; Vespertilionidae
Gene: ACADVL
Product: acyl-CoA dehydrogenase very long chain
Exons: 20
Coding region: 97-2064 (655 amino acids)
Molecular function (GO): fatty-acyl-CoA binding; flavin adenine dinucleotide binding; very-long-chain fatty acyl-CoA dehydrogenase activity
Source: RefSeq, a predicted model, not a curated record
GAGAAUGAGUCAGGGGUUGUAGGACCCAAGCUUUCGCCUACAGAACCAGAGCGCGAGGUCAGCGCUCCGGACGGCAGCGGCUAAGGCGGUUCAGAGAUGCAGGCGGCGAGGCGGGCCCCGAGCGUGGGGCGGCAGCUGCUGAGGUUGGGGGGCGGAAGCUCACGGCCCUGUGCCAUCCUGGGGCACCCCCGGCCCGGCCCAGCCCAACGACACUAUGCCAGUGGGGCCGCUCAGGCGGUUCUGGACAAGUCAGAUUCGCUCUCCUCUGAGGCUUCCACCGGGGCAAAACCUGCCAAGGCGGAAUCUAAGUCCUUCGCUGUGGGGAUGUUCAAGGGCCAGCUCACCACAGACCAGGUGUUCCCCUACCCGUCCGUGCUCAACGAGGAGCAGACACAGUUUCUCAAAGAGCUGGUGGGGCCUGUGUCCCGCUUCUUUGAGGAGGUGAACGAUCCUGCCAAGAAUGACACGCUGGAGAUGGUGGAGGACGCCACUAUUCAGGGCCUCAAGGAGCUGGGCGCCUUUGGCCUGCAAGUGCCCAGUGAACUGGGUGGCGUGGGCCUCUGCAACACCCAGUACGCCAGACUGGUGGAGAUCGUGGGCAUGCACGACCUUGGUGUGGGCAUCACCCUGGGGGCCCAUCAGAGCAUUGGUUUCAAAGGCAUCCUGCUCUUUGGCACGAAGGCCCAGAAAGAAAAAUACCUCCCCAAACUGGCAUCAGGAGAGACCAUCGCAGCAUUCUGUCUCACUGAGCCCUCAAGUGGCUCAGAUGCGGCCUCUAUCCGAACCUCGGCUGUGCCCAGUCCCUGUGGAAAGUAUUUUACCCUCAACGGAAGCAAGAUCUGGAUCAGUAAUGGGGGCUUGGCAGAAAUCUUCACCGUCUUUGCCAAGACACCAGUUACAGAUGCAGCCACAGGAGCCGUGAAGGACAAGAUCACAGCUUUCGUGGUGGAGAGGAGCUUUGGAGGCGUCACCCAUGGGCCCCCCGAGAAGAAAAUGGGCAUCAAGGCUUCGAACACGGCGGAGGUGUACUUUGAUGGAGUCCGAGUGCCAUCUGAGAAUGUGCUGGGCGAAGUGGGAGGUGGCUUCAAGGUCGCCAUGCACAUUCUCAACAACGGGAGGUUUGGCAUGGCUGCGGCUCUCGCAGGCACCAUGAAGGGCAUCAUUGCUAAGGCGGUGGAUCAUGCUGCUAAUCGUACCCAGUUUGGGGAGAAAAUUCACAACUUCGGGCUGAUCCAGGAAAAGCUGGCCCGGAUGGCUAUGCUGCAGUAUGUGACAGAGUCCAUGGCUUACAUGGUGAGUGCCAACAUGGACCAGGGGUCCAAGGACUUCCAGAUCGAGGCCGCCAUCAGCAAAAUCUUUGGCUCGGAGGCAGCCUGGCAGGUGACAGAUGAGUGCAUCCAAAUCAUGGGGGGCAUGGGCUUCAUGAAGGAGCCCGGAGUGGAGCGUGUGCUCCGGGAUCUUCGCAUCUUCCGGAUCUUCGAGGGGACGAAUGACAUUCUUCGGCUGUUUGUGGCUCUGCAGGGCUGCAUGGACAAAGGGAAGGAACUCUCUGGGCUUGGCAAAGCUUUGAAGAAUCCUUUAGGGAAUGCUGGCCUGCUGCUAGGAGAGGCAGGCAAACAGCUGAGGCGGCGGGCAGGGCUGGGCAGUGGCCUGAGUCUCAGUGGUGUGGUCCAUCCGGAUUUGAAUCGGAGCGGUGAACUGGCAACGCAAGCCCUGGAGCAGUUUGCUACCGUGGUGGAGGCCAAGCUGAUAAAACACAAGAAGGAUAUUGUCAAUGAACAGUUUGUGCUGCAGCGCCUGGCAGACAGUGCCAUUGACCUCUAUGCCAUGGUGGUGGUUCUCUCCAGGGCAUCAAGAUCCCUGAGUGAGGGCCACGCCACAGCCCAGCAUGAGAAAAUGCUCUGCGACAGCUGGUGCAUUGAGGCUGCAGGCCGGGUCCAGAGGAGCAUGGCUGCUCUGCACUCCGAUCCCCAGCAGCAGGAGCUCUUCCGCAACUUCAAAGGCAUCUCCAAGGCCUUGGUGGAGCAGGGUGGCGUGGUCACCAACAACCCCCUCGGCUUCUGAACACUCCCAGCCAGGGCCGGCAAUGUGCCUUACGCCAAAGCCUGGGCCCCUCUGUGGGCCUGGCUCUCCCUGGAAGGGGCCUUACUCCAGGACUGUGCCUGCUCUCACAGGGAGCACUCCCUGCCUUACAAAUAAAGCUGACAAGUCAUGCCGUGCCAC